This is a messenger RNA of Bubalus bubalis (water buffalo), 1888 nucleotides long. It is a transcript of the gene RMND1, whose product is annotated as required for meiotic nuclear division 1 homolog. The coding region runs from base 330 to 1691 and encodes 453 amino acids. The transcript has 14 exons. Gene Ontology annotation, biological process: positive regulation of mitochondrial translation. The record is from RefSeq and is a predicted model, not a curated record. Lineage: Eukaryota; Metazoa; Chordata; Mammalia; Artiodactyla; Bovidae.
CGCUUGCUGGUACACCGGUCGGGAUUGGGACUGGCUGCGGGGAGAGCGCCGGGCUGCGGUUGCUGCUCGGUCUCUUGUCUGCGGCCGAGCCGCGGAAGCUUGCGCGCCCCGCGCAUCCAUCUUCUCGUCCAGCCGAGAGAUGUGUAUCUGACUGUGUGCAUCUUUCGUGAAAAGCUCUGCCUUCUCCCUGGUGGUGGAAGCUCGUUAGCAUCAGUACUCAGGAUCCAGCCGCUUCUGCCUCCCCUGGAGCUGCACGCUGUUUGUCAAGUCCUUUUCAUGUCCUUGUAACCCUCCAGAAAGAAGGCCAGAAGUUGACUACAGCUUGGGUUAUGGUAAUGUCAGCCAGACUUCUCAGAGCCCUGGCUGGAUCUCGCCAUAUUUUGUCAAAAGCAUGUCAGUGCCAAAGACUUAUUCAUCAAAUGUUAAAACCACUUAAGGAAUUUGAGACUGCAGCACGCACAGCCCUGACAAGAAAUCAGAACUUGGAUUUGUUCUUUCCUGAUGCAGCAACUGGUGGUUUGAAUAAGUCUCAGAUCCUGGGAAUGAACCAGAAAAUAUCAAAUACAAAUGUACUCCCUCCAUUCAACACUGCGUGUUGCCAAGAUGGAAAAGCUCACCUUCCAACCAGGAACUCUGUCAGUACUCACAGGAAAGUGACUCACAAACCAAAUCUGCUAGGUUCUAAGUGGUUUAUAAAAAUAUUAAAGAGACAUUCCUCAUCUGUGUCCACGGAAACAGUUUCUAAACAAGACUUUCCGCAAAUCAAGAGACCACUGAAAGCUUCGAGGACCAGGCAGCCGUCUAGGACCAAUCUUCCAGUUCUGCCUGUGAACGAGGACCUGAUGCAAUGCACUGCGUUUGCAACCGCAGAUGAGUACCAUCUUGGAAGCCUCUCUCAAGAUCUGACGUCCCAUGGAUACGUUGAAGUGACAAGCUUGCCUCGAGAUGCAGCAAACAUUCUGGUGAUGGGUGUGGAAAAUUCUGCAAAAGAAGGUGAUCCUGGUACAAUAUUCUUCUUCAGGGAAGGAGCUGCUGUGUUCUGGAAUGUGAAAGACCAAACUAUGAAGCAUGUGAUGCAAGUUCUAGAAAAACAUGAAAUUCAGCCCUAUGAAAUUGCAUUGGUUCACUGGGAAAAUGAAGAGCUUAACUACACAAAAACAGAGGGGCAGUCAAAACUUCAUAGAGGGGAAAUCCGGUUAAAUUCAGAGCUGGAUUUAGAUGAUGCCAUUCUAGAGAAAUUUGCUUUCUCGAAUGCCCUUUGCCUCUCAGUAAAACUUGCUAUCUGGGAAGCAUCACUGGAUAAAUUUGUUGAAUCUAUUCAGUCGAUUCCAGAGGCUUUAAAAGCUGGGAAGAAAGUGAAACUAUCUCAUGAAGAAGUUAUGCAGAAAAUGGGUGAACUCUUUGCCCUAAGACACCGUAUAAACUUGAGUUCAGACUUCUUGAUCACUCCUGAUUUCUACUGGGACAGAGAAAAUCUGGAAGAACUUUAUGAUAAAACUUGUCGGUUCCUCAGCAUUACUCGUAGAGUUAAGGUCAUGAAUGAAAAGCUUCAGCACUGCAUGGAGCUAACAGAUCUGAUGCGGAAUCACCUGACAGAGAAGAGGGCACUCCGCCUGGAAUGGAUGAUUGUCAUCCUUAUUACCAUAGAGGUACUGUUUGAACUGGGACGAGUAUUUUUUCUGAUUAAGUGAUGACCAAAGGAAAAGUAUCGUUGCAAGAGAUACUCGAGUUCUACAAUCAAACAUUAAGUAUUCAUCUGCUGAGAUAUCUUUUAAUAGCUAUUUUUUUUCUUAAAUCAAGGAAUUGUUACAAUGAUCUUUUUCAGUUUCUAGUAUUGCUGCUUGAAUAAAAACUAUGAAGAACCCAGCAUCUGGGUCUAUAACACUGA